Messenger RNA from Plodia interpunctella (Indianmeal moth), 1743 nucleotides. It is a transcript of the gene Deaf1, whose product is annotated as Deformed epidermal autoregulatory factor-1. The record is from RefSeq and is a predicted model, not a curated record. Lineage: Eukaryota; Metazoa; Arthropoda; Insecta; Lepidoptera; Pyralidae. The transcript has 7 exons. The coding region runs from base 171 to 1637 and encodes 488 amino acids. Gene Ontology annotation, molecular function: DNA binding.
AAGGUCAUUCAUUUUCUAUUAUAAUGGCGGACUGACUCUGUCAAAUCGAAGCAUAAGUACCUACUAAGUAAUUGUAGGAAAUCUUCAAUCGGGUGGAACGUAUUUUUUAAUUGGUGCAUUGAUGAAAGCAAAUCUAUAUACUGUUUGACCAGGUGUGGACGGAAGAAGCUAUGGCGGAGAAUAGAAGUUCGGACGCCGUCGGUAUGCCGGACAUUACCGAACCCGAUUCAAGACAAGCCGAAAGACCUCCCGAUCUUGUCGCCGCCGUCACGGCGGCGGCCGAGCAAAAUGCCGAGCGAUCUGAUGGCGCGGUUGUUUUGGCCAGAGAAUCAGCACGGCUUUCAAACGACUCCAACGGGGUCGUUACAGUUCCCGUCUCGUUGCCCGUAGGCACACUACUUACUGGCACUACUUUCAAUGUAAUUACGUCGGACCAGUUGCCUCAUUUCAAGCCUAUGCUGUGUGUGGAUAACGGCUUUAUAUCGGGAGGACCUGUGACUGAAGAAAUCAAGGCUACACACAUUGUGAUACAAAAUCCAAAUUCUGGGUCACCGCCUGGUUCCGUAUCGAGUCAUAAUGGCGGUGGGUCUACAGCAGUUUCUUCACGCAUCGAGAGCCCGCGUUCAUGGUCUGAGACUGCUGGCAUGCCUAUACUGCCAGUGCGUUGCAAGAACAUUUCGGCAGAAUUAUACAAACAAAAACUUGGCUCUGGAGGUCGUGGAAGAUGCAUAAAGUACGGCGCAAACUGGUAUACACCUAGUGAGUUUGAGGCAAUAUGUGGGAGAGCAUCAAGUAAAGACUGGAAAAGAUCUAUCAGGUUUGGGGGAAGAAGUCUGCAGGCCCUGAUAGAUGAGGGCGUUCUGACUCCCCAUGCUACCAGUUGUACCUGUGGGGCCUGUUGCGAUGACCCGUCUGCCACAAAAAACGAUGCUGACCAAGCUAAAUCAACGUCCUCAGCCACUGGUCCCAUCCGACUUUUUCAACCAUAUAAGAGAAGAAGGCGAGCAAAUGCCGAUUCGGAGGAGAAAACAUCUAAAAGGAAGAUCAAGAGGGAGAGGCCAGUAAUUGGUGACACUGAGGUGGAUAACAUACACCAGUCAAGCAGUAAUAGCCACUCGAAGGAGGCUUGGCAGACGAUAGCAGAGGGCUUGGAAAACAAUGCCCAUUAUCAUAUGGUGGAGAACACUGACCCCAAUCCAGAGCAUGCUACUGGUCUCCCAGACUUGGGCGGUGUGUGGAAACGUCUCGAUGACAUAAGCCAAGGUUUGGUUCGCCUUGCUGGCGAACUGAAACAAUGCGUGGAGGAAGUGAAGUUGUUGGGAGCGAGACAACUUGACAGGUUGGAGCAGGAGCGGGCUUCCGCUCUGUUGGUGGCCAGUGUGGACGCACAGGUCGAGGCCGAGCAUGUGUCUCUGAAUAAUGUGGAGGACACAGAGUCGAAAAAGUGCUCGAACUGCAAUCGGGAGGCGUCGGCCGAGUGUUCGCUGUGCCGACGCACGCCUUACUGCUCCACGUACUGCCAGAAGAAGGACUGGGCGGCGCACCAGAUCGAGUGCCUGCGCAGCGUGCCCACGAUUCACACGGACUCGCAGCAGCACCAGUCGAUAAUGCUCAUUGUCGAGAGCCAGCAUCAAUAGCGUCCCGAACCCAUUAACUUCAAGAAGGAUAUAAUAAGAAGGAUGUCAUUCAUAGCAUGAGAGUUGCCAUUUACGAAAAAAGUGUAAUUACAUACAUUCAAGUGUU